CAAGACACCAAGUGACUGGAAGUCAGAAGAGAAACAGGGUGAGGAGGGGGCGACGGGCAAAAGGGACCUCACUCGGAAAGGCUGAAGCUCAACUCUGCUUCUCUGUGGUUGCCACCAGGUUCCAACCUCUGUCUGGUCCAUAAGAUCCUCUUGGAGAAGAGGCUUCCAGGAAGCAAACAAGGCAACCAUAUCUAGGAUUCAUGCCCCUUAUUUAACAAUGUUCAGUAAAUGUGCAUGAUGUGCCGAGCAUCCAGGGGACACAGAAGUGAAUUUAAGAUCUUGGAUGCAAACAGCCUGUGAAGACAAGCACAGUGUCACAAAACAGUGUGCUUAGAGUGAUGACAGAAGAACGCGCAUGCAGAAGGGGAGGUUCCUCACGCUGCCUGUGGUCAGGAAGCCUUGAACGCCAGCCUGGCCUGUCACAUAGCCCGUGUAGCCACACCAAGUCUGGAAGGAUGGUUGGAACAGCAAGUCUGGUGGAGGAGCAAGUAGAACGCUCGAGUCUGCCUUCCUCUCCGAAGUAUGGCUGUGUGGUCCCUGUGGAGUCUGCUUCUCUGGGAAGCACUGCUCCCCCCUGAAGUCACCCACGCCCAAGUACAGGGCCAGGUAGGGGGCACGGCGCUGCUGGUGGCCAAUCGCCCAUCCAGCUUCCAAGUCCGAGAGGCCAUCUGGAGGUCUCUGUGGCCGGCAGAAGAGCUCCUGGCCACGUUCUUCCGGGGCUCCCUGGAGACUCUGUACCACUCCCGCUUCCUGGGCCGAGCCCAGCUGCACAGCAACCUCAGCCUGGAGCUGCGGCCCCUGGAGCCUGGAGACAGCGGCAACUUCUCCGUGCUGCUGGUGGACACGGCCGGCCGGGCCUGGACCCAGACCCUGCAGCUCAAGGUGUACGAUGCGGUGCCCAGGCCCGUGGUACAAGUGUUCAUUGCUGUAUCAGGGGAUGCCCAGGCCCCCAAGACCUGCCAAGUGUUCCUGUCCUGUUGGGCCCCCAACAUCAGUGACAUAACCUACAGCUGGCGACGGGAGGGGACUGUUGACCUUGGGAUUGAGCCAAGUGGCCUCUUCACGGAUGGCCCAGCACUGAGGGUUUCCCUGGGACCAGAAGACAAAAGCGUGGCCUAUUCCUGCAUUGUCUCGAACCCUGUCAGCUGGGACUUGGCCACAGUCACCCCCUGGGAGAGCUGCCAUCGCGAGGCAGGUCCAGGGAGGGCCUCCUACAAAGAUGUACUGCUGGUGGUGCUGCCUGUCUUGCUGCUCCUGAUCCUGGCUGGUGUCUCUGCCUGGCACUUGGGCCCCUGCUCAGGGAAAAAAAAGAAGGAUGUCUGUGCUGACGAAGUGGCUCCAGAGGCAGAGAACCCCCUUGUGUAGGGUCUGCCAUGAUGGAGGAUAUAAACUGAUGCUGGGAUUGUGAGGAAUCCCCCUGCCCAGACACAGGAUGCUCUGGGACGUAGCUGGUGACUGGAAUCCACUGUGGACCUCGUGCCUCCCAUGAGAGACCCCUGAACCACCUCCCAGGAGCAGCCGGGGCAGCCGUCACACUGGGAGGACAGUGAACAUCCUCUCCCUGCUUUCUCCCCGUGGUGCAUGUCCUGGCUCUGCUCUGAGCAACGCGGGCCCAACAGAACAUCCCCUCGAGGACACUGGAAGUCCUCUAGGAUCCACAGGGACAUUGAUUGUCCAGGGCACUCACUCCCCCACCACUGUUCAUGAAGUAUUGUUAUGGACUGAUUCAUCCCCUCCUAACUCCCAAUAUCUCAGAAUAUGCCUGUUUGGAGAGGGAGCCUUUAAAAUGAUAAUUAAGGUUAGAUGAGGUCAUUGGGAUGGCCUAAUCCGAUAUGACUGGUGUCCUCAUAAGAAGAGGGCAAGACACCAGGGAGGCAUGCACACACAGGGAAGGGGCCACUGGAGGACAUAAAGAGAAGGAAGCCCUGUGCAGGCCAUGGAGAGAGGCAGGAGAAACCAAACCUGCUGACACCUUGAUCUUGGACUUCCAGCCUCCGGGACUGUAAGAAAAUAAAUUUCUGUGUUUACGUGA
Molecule: messenger RNA, 2032 nt
Organism: Camelus dromedarius (Arabian camel)
Lineage: Eukaryota; Metazoa; Chordata; Mammalia; Artiodactyla; Camelidae
Gene: SLAMF8
Product: SLAM family member 8
Exons: 6
Coding region: 523-1365 (280 amino acids)
Biological process (GO): leukocyte chemotaxis involved in inflammatory response; regulation of B cell differentiation
Molecular function (GO): signaling receptor activity
Source: RefSeq, a predicted model, not a curated record